UGGCUGGGGUGUGCCAUGCCGGCCCGGACCUUUAGUGCAGCGAUCGGCCGAUGCGUUGAUCAGAGGCACCUUUCAAGGCAUCGCCAAACGAGAUGAGGAGCGGCAGAGACCGGACAAAAUGCGCUGCCGAGUUCCGAGCACUGGCUUUCUGAUCACCCUGCUCACGGCAGCGGGUAGCAUCACUCCUGGGUCGCCUUACUUCGGCUUAACUGGGAAGGAGCCUCUCGCCGUGUUUUCCACUCCCAUCCUGGAAGAUUCCGGCCCCGGGAAGGUUCACUUGAAGCAGUGCGACAGCUUGAAGCUGUUCCGCCGGCAGAAGCGGCUGUGCCGAAGGGAGCCCGGCUUAGCGGAGGGUCUGCGCGACGCGAUCCGCCUCAGCGCGCUCGAGUGCCGCUACCAAUUCCGGGCGGAGCGCUGGAACUGCAGCUUGGAGGGCAGGGGGAACCUCAUCAAGCGGGGGUUUAAGGAGACUGCCUUCCUGUUUGCUAUCUCCUCAGCUGGACUCACACAUUCAUUGGCAAAAGCUUGUAGCUCAGGCCGCAUGGAGCGGUGCACCUGUGACGAGUCCCCAGACCUGGAGAACAGAGAAGCAUGGCAGUGGGGUGGUUGUGGGGACAACCUCAAAUACAGCAUUAAAUUUAUCAAGCACUUCCUGGGACAGAGGAAAGCCAGCAAGGACCUGAGAGCUAGGGUCGAUAUGCACAAUACCAAUGUGGGCAUCAAGGCUGUGAAAAGUGGUUUGAAGACCACAUGUAAAUGCCAUGGUGUAUCUGGGUCCUGCGCAGUUAGAACCUGUUGGAAGCAGCUCUCAUCCUUUCAUGAAACAGGCAAACAUCUCAAGCUCAAAUAUGAAACUGCUGUUAGAGUCCACAGUAUCACCAAUGAUGCCACAGGAGAAACUGAGCUCAUCAGCCCCAAAAAGCACAGCUAUACCUUAAAGAAUCACAUCCCAAGGACUACAGACCUGGUUUACAUAGAGGACUCCCCGAGUUUCUGCCGACCAAGUAAAUACUCUCCUGGGACUGCGGGCAGGGUCUGCUCAAAGGAGACAAACUGUGAAAGUAUGUGCUGUGGGCAUGGCCACAACACCCAGAGUCUCUUGGUGCAUAGACCCUGCCACUGUCAAGUACAGUGGUGCUGCUAUGUGGAAUGUCAGCAGUGUUCUCAAAGAGAAGAGAUUUACACUUGCAAACACUAACAAUGAGAAAUUAAGACAAUGAAGACACAGACAGCAAAGGAAAGAACAAGAAAGUAAAAUCGUAACUCCAGCUGUGGUUUGUGGUCCCUUGUAAUUAUGAGACAAAGUCAUAUAAGCCCAGGAAAGACACAUGUGACAGUUUAGAGCUAAGUCUCAUUAACCCCAUUACUGAAAAUGUAUGUGCUUUCAAUUUAAAGAAUCUUAUUUCAGAAGCUUUUUACACAGGUAACUUCAAUUGGGAAAUCCAGAUCUAUCCAAGCUUUACAGCAGUCAAAAGUGGACACUGGGAUUUCAAGUUGACUGGUAGAACUGGCCAAAUUGAAAGAAGCCACACAAGAUCGCCUUACAAUGCACUCCUUCAUUUCAUUUAAGUUAAACAGUGACCAGUAGAUAAAUAAUGACCCACAAAGGUAGUCUGACUGAUUGAACAUGUUCUCUUUGAAAGUGUGGGUGCAGUGCUAGGGAACAGGGAAACCACUUGUGAUCUUUGGGCCAAUCCUAUAAGGAGCGCAAACAAAACUUCCUAUGAUACAGAGUGUGAGAGGGACUAUGCAACUUCCUCUGCCCGUCAUUGUUCAAAGGAGCCUUCAUCUUGCAGUCAGAUUGAUGGAGGUUUGUUGUUUAACUGCUGCACAGGUUUUGAACCAACAUGCCCCCAGGACAGCAUUAACCUUUAUCUAGGUUUGUCCCUGUGUUUCUUCUCCUGUCCUGCCACUCAGUCAGCUGCAUAGCAUUCUGUGAAUGAAAUGCAUACACAAUGAACAAUGUUCUCUGAAACUACAGAUUCCUGGGCAUGACCACAAUUCAUGAGGGUGAAAUGACUGCGCAUUAACAGACCCUCAAGUCUUUAGAAAAAUAAUCAUAACUAACAAAAUGUAGAACAAAAUAAGGUAACUUAUGGAGAAAUAAAGCACAAAUCUUACUGUCACAAAAAAUAGAAUCUGCAUAUAAAACUUGCUUGAUCCAAAUCCAGUUCUCAUGGCUGCAGUGCAUGAGUGGGUAGUUCUGCUUAUGGAAGAGGGAUAUCAAGUCUUGAUUUUGCAGUCUGAAGGCAAGUGUCUGCUCUCACUGUUGACCUUGAGCAAAGCUACCCACAAAGGUCUUGUGAUCUCUGCGGUGUGGAUUUCACCUAUCCUGCAUUAAUUUGAUUCUGGAACCAACUAUAGGGGAUGUUCUGCUCUCAGCAACUGUGAUGUCAUCAAGCAGGUUAAGAAGCCAAUCGUGUUUAACUUUUCUCACAGACAGCAAACCAGGAAUUAAAAUGCAAUGACUAUCCUUCACUUUUUAAAAUCUUUUUGCAGAGAGCAAGAUAAAGAUUGGGACAUACACAUACGGUUAUGGUGAAAUAUUAUAAACAAACUUAAUUCAUUUUUAUUACAUUAAAACC
Carcharodon carcharias (great white shark) is the source of this 2585-nucleotide messenger RNA. Its product is annotated as protein Wnt-9b-like. Gene Ontology annotation, biological process: cell fate commitment; canonical Wnt signaling pathway; multicellular organism development. The transcript has 4 exons. The coding region runs from base 119 to 1198 and encodes 359 amino acids. NCBI's taxonomy places the organism in Eukaryota, Metazoa, Chordata, Chondrichthyes, Lamniformes, Lamnidae. Gene Ontology annotation, molecular function: cytokine activity; frizzled binding. The record is from RefSeq and is a predicted model, not a curated record. Gene Ontology annotation, cellular component: extracellular region.